Rodentolepis nana is the source of this 555-nucleotide messenger RNA. The record is from the annotation of a GenBank genome assembly. Lineage: Eukaryota; Metazoa; Platyhelminthes; Cestoda; Cyclophyllidea; Hymenolepididae.
GUUGAGGCUGAGAUAGCGUCAAAUAUGACUGAAGAGGCAACCAUGGACGUGGAAUCGGAUCGUGUCAAACGGGAAGUCUUUUCAAUAUGCCAUGAAUUUGAGCGUCGUUACAAAUAUAUUGCAAUUCUCAAGCGUUUGAAGUUAAGUGAUCUUCAAGAGUUCUACAGGAAUACGUUCUAUGAUUUUGACAAGCAGCCCUCUAUCAUGAUUCAGGUGGAAGCUCAAACAACUGGAGAAAACACCGAGGAAAUGGAGGGUGCCGAGAUCAGCAAUGCUCUAUUGAAGACCUACCAAUGGCCAAUUAAAAUUGUGCCCAUGACAGAGAGCCAGAUUGAAGCCGAAUACAAGUCAGCAACCGCGGUUGACGUUGGAGAAGCCCUGAAGGCUUGUGCUUCUGAAGCAGUGGCACCUGGUGCUUUCUUGCCCUUCGGAGAUGGCGAGUCCACUCCGAAUGGCAAGAAGGAGGAUUCAGAGGUUAAGGAAUUUCAACUUCCAAAAAUUACUGAAAUCGUGGAUCUUCGGGAAUUUAAGAAGCGUGUUCUCUUUAUGAGCUGA